AUGUCUCAGACUAGAAGCUCUUCUGUAAGAUCCUACAGUAGCCGCGCCCAGGUGUCCAAGAGUUAUUCUAGCUCUGGAGCUGCCGCAGGAUACGGAUUUAAAGGUCAUGGAGGUGGAAUUAGUCAGGCGUAUGGACAGUCUUUGAAGGCCAGCGGCAGCGCUGGGAUAGGUGUAGGGUCAGGGUCUGGGUUUGGGGCAGUGAGUGGAAGAUCCAUCUCAUCUGGUUUAAAAAUAGCUGCAGGUUCCAUUUCAGCUGCUGGAGGUUUGGCUGGAGGUUCUUUCUCUGCUGCUGAGGGUUUGGUUGGAGGUUCUGCCCCAGCUGCUGGAGGUUCUGUCUCGGCUGCUUUUAAGGCAGGUGGAGGAUCUUUCAUGGAUAACAUGGCAAACAUCGUCACUGAUAAACAGCAGCUGCAGGUUCUGAACGACCGCCUUGCCACUUACCUGGAGAAGGUGAAACGUCUGGAGUUCACAAACCGUGAUCUUAAUGAGAAACUCAGAUCAUUCACCCUCAAAAGAGUUCAAACUACCCAUGACUUUGGGCCGUAUCAAAUGCAGAUCAGACCUUUGCGUGAACAGAUUCUGGCUCUUAUUCAAGAAAACACCAAUAUUACUUUGUCCAUUGACAAUGCCAAACUGGCUGCCGAAGAUUUUAGACAGAAGUAUGAGACAGAGUUGGGCAUCCGUCAAUCUGUGGAGGCAGACAUAGCCAAUCUGAAAGUUCUGAAGAAAGAGUAUGAGACAACAUAUGAUGUGUUACAGCAUGAGCUCAGUGUCUUAACAAGUGAACUCAAAAAUGUUGAAGAUACAUACCAGCAGGAGAUGAUUGGACUUCGAGGGCAGAUUUCAGGCACAGUGACUGUGGAUGUGCAGGAGGUGGAGAGUACAGAUCUGGCACAAGUUCUGUCUGAGAUCCGUUCCGAGUAUGAGAUGGUCAUCGAAAGGAACCGCAAGGAGGCAGAACAAUGGUACACUAAACAGCUGGAGAAGAAAACCGCAGAGGUUGCGAUUGUCACCGAGACGACGGUCACUGGUGGUACUGAGAUCACAGAGAGCCGCAAACAGAUGUCUGGGUUGCAGACGCACUAUGACUCCAUAUUGGUAGAGAAAACCAACCUAGAGCAGCGUCUGACGCAGGUUCAGGGUCACUAUCAGGCACAGUUGUUUAAAUUGAGUCAGUUGGCUGGACGUCUUGAGGGGGAGCUCAUUUCCAUCCGUGAGAGUUCACUGCAGCAGAGUCGAGACUACCAGCUGCUCCUGAGCACUAAAGUUCAACUGGAAAGAGAGAUCAACACUUACAGAGCUCUGCUAGAGGGUGCCGGAGGGGUCACAGGGCUCGCGACCAACUCACAGACUGUGGAUGUCAACAAAACUGUUUCAAUUGUUGGUUCCAGUGUCUCAACUGAAAAAGUGACAACAGACGUUGGAUUACAGGGCGGAAUUAACACCUCAUUCUUGAUUACUGGUGUGCAAUCUGGUGCUUCCACUUUAACUGGGGUUUCUACAGAAGAAUUGACAACAGAAUUUGGAUUACAGGGUGGAAGUAACGCCUCAGUCAUGAUUACCGGUGCGCAAUCCGAAUUCACUUUAACUGGGGUUUCUACAGAAGUUGUGACAACAGAAUUGGAAACACAAGGUGGAAUUAACACCUCAUUUGUGUUUGGUGGUGAAGCAGUCACAACAGAAUUGGAAACACAAGGUGGAAUUAACACCUCAUUUUUGAUUGCUGGUGCACAAUCUGGUGUUUCCACUGCAGAAGCAGUCACAACAGAAUUGGGAUUACAGGGUGGAAGUGACGCUUCACUCGUGAUUACCGGUGCACAAUCCGAAGGUUCCACUUUAAUUGGGGUUUCUACAGAAGUUGUGACAACAGAAUUUGAAACACAAGGUGGAAUUAACACCUCAUUUGUGUUUGGUGGUGAAGCAGUCACAACAGAAUUGGAAACACAAGGUGGAAUUAACACCUCAUUUGUGAUUGCUGGUGAAGCAGUCACAACAGAAUUGGGAUUACAGGGUGGAAGCAACGCUUCACUCGUGAUAACCGGUGCGCAAUCCGAAGGUUCCACUUUAAUUGGGGUUUCUACAGAAGUUGUGACAACAGAAUUUGCAACACAGGGUGGAAGUAACGCCUCAUUCUUGAUUACUGGUGCACAGUCUGAUGUUUCCACUGCAGAAGUAGUGACAAACGAAAUUGCAACACAGGGUGGAAUUAACACCUCAUUCGUGAUUACUGGUGCACAGUCUGAUGUUUCCACUGCAGAAGUAGUGACAUCCGAAUUUGGAUUACAGGGUGGAAGUGACGCUUCAGUUGUGAUUAUCGGUGCGCAAUCCGAAGCUUCCACUUUAACUGGGCUUUCUACAGAAGCUGUGACAACAGAAUUUGCAACACAGGGUGGAAUAAACUCUUCAUUCGUGAUUACUGGUGCACAGUCUGGUGUUUCCACUGCAGAAGUAGUGACAACCGAAUUCGCAACACAGAGUGGAAGUAACGCCUCAUUCUUGAUCACUGGUGCUCAGUCUGGUGGUGCCACUCUAACUGGGCUUUCUACAGGAGGAGUCACAACAGAAUUUGGAACACAGGGUGGGAGUAACGCCUCAUUCUUGAUCACUGGUGCUCAGUCUGGUGGUCCCAUUCUCACUGGGAUUUCCACAGAAGCAGUGACAACAGAAUUUGCAACACAGGGUGGAAGUAACGCCUCAUUCGUGAUCACUGGUGCUCAGUCUGGUGGUGCCACUCUAACUGGGCUUUCUACAGGAGGAGUCACAACAGAAUUUGGAACACAGGGUGGGAGUAACGCCUCAUUCUUGAUCACUGGUGCUCAGUCUGGUGGUCCCAUUCUCACUGGGAUUUCCACAGAAGCAGUGACAACAGAAUUUGCAACACAAAGUGGAAGUAACGCCUCAUUCUUGAUCACUGGUGCUCAGUCUGGUGGUGCCACUCUAACUGGGCUUUCUACUGGAGGAGUCACAACAGGACUUGGAACACAGGGUGGGAGUAACGCCUCAUUCUUGAUUACUGGUGCUCAGUCUGGUGGUCCCAUUCUCACUGGGGUUUCUUCAGAAGCAGUGACAACACAAUUUACAACACAGGGUGGAAGUAACGCCUCAUUCUUGAUCACUGGUGCUCAGUCUGGUGGUGCCACUCUAACUGGGCUUUCUACUGGAGGAGUCACAACUGGAUUUGGGACACAGGGUGGACUCAUAAUAACUAAUACUCAAUCCGAAGGUGCUGUUUUAACUGAGGUUUCGGCAGGAGGAGUGGUAGCAGAAGCUGGUUUUCCUAACUGAAGGCUUUGAUGGAAGAUCUCCCAUGCUUUCUCCAACAUGGGGGUCUCAGGAGUCUUCAAGGUCUGGGUGAUGUCAUCAACGAGUUCAACCAAUCAUUUGUCACCCAACACCGUUUUGCUCUUUGUAACUGUGUGUCAC
This is a messenger RNA of Paramisgurnus dabryanus, 3423 nucleotides long. RefSeq lists its product as uncharacterized. Gene Ontology annotation, cellular component: cytoskeleton. Gene Ontology annotation, molecular function: structural molecule activity. Lineage: Eukaryota; Metazoa; Chordata; Actinopteri; Cypriniformes; Cobitidae. The record is from RefSeq and is a predicted model, not a curated record.